CCCUUGUUUUCGCUGCCACCCAAAUUGGCCAUGCUCGUCCUCUUCACCGCCCUGACCUGUGCAUGGUCCGCACCGUUGCCGGUGCCUGCCACCGUGCGCUCGGAGGGAGGACGGCUGGACAUCGUCCUGACCUUGGAACGCGCCACCAUCAUCACCUCGACUGGCGUGACGCUGAAGACCCGGGCCUUUAAUGGGACCGUGCCGGGACCCACCAUCCGCUUGAAGCCCGGGGACGAUUUGACGGUCCACUUCAAAAACCAGCUGCCGGACCAGGGAAGCGCGUACGUGCACAACCAAUUCUCGGCAGCAGAUGAGUCCAACGUGCACUUCCAUGGGCUGCAUGUCAGUGGUGAGUUACCUUCCGAUGAUUCCACAGUGCCUGUUUUGCCAGGUCAGGAUAUGGUUUAUCAAACCUCACUGCCGGAUGACCACAUGGCUGGCACCCAUUGGCUCCAUCCUCAUCGGCAUGGCUCUACUGCGUUGCAGGUGGCGGGUGGGGCAGCGUUGGCCCUAAUUGUGGAAGAUGCUCCAGGAACGCUGCCAGCCCAAGUGGAAGCCGCGCCCGAAGUGCUGAUGGUCGUGAUGCAGAUCGAUCUCGAAAUGACUCAGCGCAUUGCGUCCCGCGCCGGCGACUCCUGGUUUCAGCUCUCCGAUGGAUCGCUUCAGGCCUUGGUCAAUGGUGAGGUGAACCCGAGCAUCGCGGUGGCUGCGGGAGAAUGGACGCGAUUUCGAGUGAUCUAUGCUGGCUGGUUGGCAGAGGCGCUGAACUUCAAUGUUGGAUGUGAGAUGGUCCUCUUGGCCAAGGAUGGUAUCUACAUCCGCGACUUCCCCCGCACCUUGACCGGCGCCGCGCCCAUCCCCGCGGGCGGCCGCGCGGAUUUGAUGCUGCGCUGCCCCGAGGCGAACGCCGAGUAUCCGGUGACCUGGGGUGGAAACACCAUCGCCACGGUGAUCACUGGAGAGAUGAAAGCCACGGCGGACUUGGAAUCCUGGAGCCCCAGCUACCCCAGCUACCUGGAGGAUUUACGCAGCACGGAAGUUUCGCCCAACUGUUCCUGUGAGACCCGACUCGAUCGAGAGGAGGUCAACGGACACCUUUUCGAAGAGGACUUUGUGCUUCACCAGAGCUUCCUGGGUGCAGUGGUGGAGCGUUCCUUGAGUGCCCGGGGCCACCCGUAUCAUCAGCACGUCUACCCAUUCCAAGUCAUCUCCGGCUUCGGAAACAGCGAACAGGGCGGGCGAACGCGUGGCGGACAAAGUGAUGGUGCGGCCAAUUAUGAGAUGCCGGGAGACUGGCAUGAUACCAUUGCAGGGACUGGAGUUGUGAGGUACCAGCCUUCUAGAUUCGCAGGGAAGGUGAUGGUUCACUGCCAUCGACUGGACCAUGAAGACCAAGGAAUGAUGAGCAUGGAAGUUGUGAGGGACAAUGGUCCCUGCACUUGCGGUUCUUCAGCUGCCACAAGAUGGAUAGUACCCCUUCCGCUUCUCCUCACUUUGGUGGCUGGUUUCAAGUAUCUUUAAUUGUCCCGUUCUAUUUGGGAUGAUGAUCCCUGAUUUUCAUAUACACACAUGAAAUAUC
Molecule: messenger RNA, 1579 nt
Organism: Cladocopium goreaui
Lineage: Eukaryota; Dinophyceae; Suessiales; Symbiodiniaceae
Source: the annotation of a GenBank genome assembly